AUGUUUGCUCCGGAUACUCUUGUGUUGAUCGGAUCGUUUUUGGAAAUUUCAGACAUUCUCAAAAGCAUGUCUGGUGUUUGUAAAUUUUGGAAUCAAGUGAGUUUGGGAGAUUUUUUGUGGAAAAUCGUAUUUCAGAGAGAGUUUGGAACAGUAGAUUGGUUUUUAGAGAAAUUAAAUUCAAAUUAUUAUUUUUAUGGAGAGUGGUUUGGGUAUGACAGCCUUGACGAUGAAGAUUACGAAGAUACAUCUCCCAUUACUCUUGAACUCGUUCAACAAGUUCUUGAAGAUUGUUAUGGUGAAAAUAGAUUUUGGUUGAGUUUAUUCAAGUUGGUUGUUUCCAUGAUUCCAAUCCAGAAUUAUAAAAUGAUGACUGAAAAACAAAUUAUUCAAUCUUUAGAAGCACAACCAAGAGCACAGAAGGCUGUGGAUUAUGACGAUGAAGAAGAAUUUUUCAAACAAGACUACCUAGCUCCAAAGGCGAAAAUGAGCAUGAGUCACAACUCGAGUCUUAUUUCUUAUAACUAUUGCUACUUUACCGUACGAGUGAAAAGGAUGUUGGACGAUAUCGAUUCCAGCAAGGUUCAGGGCGCUCCUGUUUUGAGAAAAGCAGUGAAUGGUUGUACAACGACUCACAAACUUGCAGUCAUUUUGAGCAUUUUCGAUCGACAUGGAAUGAUUUUAAAUUAUUUUGGAUCCAACUCUUCCACAACACAGAAAUAUUUGAACAAGAUCACAGAUGAAUUGGCAAUUCAUGCUCAAAACAUCACCAAGUAUGACUUGAUGAACAAAGAAAAGCCAGCACUUCCUCGAACACCAUACAUUUCUGAAUGUGAUCAGAUGUGUGUUGGUUUGAAAGACUCUCAUCAUUCCAUUUCCAUUUUGAAAUUUUGUUAUUCCAUUUUAUGCAGCAAAGAGCAAAAUAUUUAUCAGCCAACCAUUCUUCCUAACGUAGCAGAUGGAUCGAAUGGUAUUGAGGAUGACGACGAACAUCUUGCAACCAACGUUUCAGUGGGACCUUUAACUGAAGAUUCGUUCAUGCCAUUCGUCAACUAUAUAUUAAUGGACAAAGCUUCAUCUGAUUUUUAUGCAACCAAAGAGCAGCAGAGCACUGAAUUCAGGUCCGGUAAGCCAGGAUGGUGUUACGGAUUUUGGAAUGCUAAUUUAUAUUGGUUUCAUGUGGCUUAUUUUAACACCUUGCUGAAAUUUGGAGGUGGGAAUGAUUUUAUUUUGAGAGUAGAACAAGAUCAGUCGAAUGUUUUGCAUAACUUGUGCUGA
Messenger RNA from Naegleria lovaniensis, 1275 nucleotides. RefSeq lists its product as uncharacterized. The transcript has a single exon. The coding region runs from base 1 to 1275 and encodes 424 amino acids. The record is from RefSeq and is a predicted model, not a curated record. Lineage: Eukaryota; Heterolobosea; Eutetramitea; Acrasida; Naegleriidae. Gene Ontology annotation, molecular function: protein binding.